Haemonchus placei is the source of this 267-nucleotide messenger RNA. The record is from the annotation of a GenBank genome assembly. Lineage: Eukaryota; Metazoa; Nematoda; Chromadorea; Rhabditida; Trichostrongylidae.
UUAAUAUCCUUUUAUGAAUACUUCGUAAACUUCAGCCAAAAUUAACAUCAAGGCUGCCGUUAUUUGAACACAACAUGCGCAAGUCCACAUGAAAUUUCCACUUUUUCCCGGGAACAUCACCAUUGAGUAUACCAGAAGACCGACGAUAAAUGGUGUGAACACUUCUGCAGCAUACAUCAACUUCAGCUGAGUAUCCUUUUCUCGUACCAUUUGACGCAUGUCAAAACGACCAUCAAUACUGUUGACCCUAGAAAACCGUCUGUUUAA